AGGUCUGUGGAUAUGGGCGCCGUGAACCAAAGUUUGAGGAAAGGCAAAGAAAGGGAAGCGUGCUCAGCCUUCUAGGAGUUCAAGUGGUACAACAGUAAGCUCGCACAACGAACUUGCUAUGUACCAAGGGGUGCCAUGCGAUUACGACGACGACGACGUGGAGUUUGACGUCCUCGGAUGGUGGAAGCGGAACGAACACAUGUUCUCAUGUCUCGGAAUGCUAGCAAGACAAGUGGUGUCCGUCCCG
Messenger RNA from Cuscuta campestris, 247 nucleotides. NCBI's taxonomy places the organism in Eukaryota, Viridiplantae, Streptophyta, Magnoliopsida, Solanales, Convolvulaceae. The record is from the annotation of a GenBank genome assembly.